Molecule: messenger RNA, 4650 nt
Organism: Drosophila grimshawi
Lineage: Eukaryota; Metazoa; Arthropoda; Insecta; Diptera; Drosophilidae
Gene: csw
Product: tyrosine-protein phosphatase corkscrew
Exons: 9
Coding region: 870-3962 (1030 amino acids)
Biological process (GO): protein dephosphorylation
Molecular function (GO): protein tyrosine phosphatase activity
Source: RefSeq, a predicted model, not a curated record
CGACGACGACACGAGCAGCGCCGACGAAGAUCGACAAGGCGCACACGAAGCAUUCGGAGCAGAGACUUGAGCUAAAAGGUUCACACUUGGCUGCUGGAGCUUCAUUCUCGCGUUGCGGUUCAGCGGCGUAACAACACAAGCUAUAGGCGACAAAUGAACAAAGCAGUUCUAAUCAAACUCAACAAAGCAGUGCAAGCAGUUGAAAUUAGUGCGUGGGCGAUUUAAACUGAAUUUUAAAAGUUAACAAAACUGAAGGAGAACGAUAUAUAUAGUAAAACAGACUUAUAUAUAUAUAUAUAUAUUGAUAUUAUUUACGCGAUAAAUUAUUAUGCCUUCGGCCGCAUUUGUAUUUGAGCAUUUGAUUGCGGCACAAACGCGACUUGACGAGGCAGCAGCAGCAACAGCCUCAAAAUUGGCAGCAUCAACAAAAACAACAACAGCAACAACGAAAGCAGCAACAAUAACAACAACAACGAAAUCAACGGUAGCCAAAGAGAAGAGAUUUCUGUCGGCUUUCAAGAAAUUUAUCCAAUAAAUACAAACAAAUGAAAAACAUUUUCAAGCAUACGCAAGACUAUUAUUAUUUAUACAAAAUAAAAAGCAACAAGUUCUCAUUCUUGUUGUAAGUUGUGUAAUAACACAAGCGCAACAACAGCAACACCAACACCAACAAGUAAAAUCAAUAACAUCGUUUUUUCGCCAGUGUAACUUUUGCGUAAUUUGUUUGUCUUUCGUUUUCCAUAUAUUUAUUUAUUGAUACUUUUUUGUUUUUGUUAUUGCCUAUUUAAACACAAGUGUUGUGUGUGUGAAAAAAAGUGCAGUAGUUACUAAUACUGAGAAAAAACGUGCUAAAAAGAAAAGCAAACAAAAUGUUAUUCAACAAGUGCCUGGAGAAAUUGUCCAGUUCGCUGGGACAUGUUGUCAACCACAAGCUGCAGGAGAAGCAGGUCUACAACAACAACAACAACAACAACAACAGCAACAACACGAAUGAUAUUAACAACAACAGCAACAACAACAAUAAUAAUAAUAACAAUAAUAAUAAUAAUGUUUAUAAUAAGGAGCGCAAUUUUGAAUACGAGCGCGCAAUUCAAGCGCAUUACGGCAAUGGCCGAACAACAACAACAACGAACACAACAACAACAACACCAGCAACAACAACAUCAGCGGGCAGAAGAGAUUCAAAGAGCAAGUUGACCAAGAGUCAAAAGACAAAGGGAACAACAGCCGAGUGCAAGAAUUGCAUGAGCAACGAUGAGCUGGCAUCAAUCAUACGCGGCGUUGCACACAACAACAACAACAACAACAACUACAACAGGCAACACAGUCGUGCAAAUAGACGUCGGUCGUCGACACGGCCCAUUCCUGGUGGCUCAUCGAGCAGUUCCUCAACGGAAUCACUGCAUCUGCCCGUUCCACUGCUUGCCACGCCGCGUGUCAGCAACUGCAGCAGCUACAACGGCAGCAACAGGUACAGCGGCAACAGCAGCGGCAGCUGCAGCGAUGGUCACAAUUCCUCGUAUCCGGCCACGCCCACAUCGUGGACGGCAUCGCCGCCCAGUUUUGCGCCAAGCUCCUUUGGCGGCUCCAGCGGCACACUGGCGCACCUUGCAACCAUGCGUGUGCAACUCCACGGCUACACAUGGUUUCACGGCAACCUUUCUGGCAAAGAAGCUGAAAAAUUGAUACUGGAGCGUGGCAAGAAUGGUUCGUUUCUUGUCCGUGAAUCUCAAAGUAAACCAGGUGAUUUUGUCCUCUCCGUGCGUACAGAGGACAAAGUGACGCAUGUCAUGAUUAGAUGGCAGGAUACAAAAUACGACGUUGGCGGUGGUGAAUCGUUUGCAACUCUAUCGGAACUGAUCGAGCACUAUAAACGCCAUCCGAUGGUGGAGACAUGCGGCACAGUGGUGCAUCUGCGCCAGCCCUUCAAUGCGACCCGCAUCAUUGCAGCUGGCAUCAAUGCACGCGUCGAGCAGCUGGUCAAGGGCGGCUUCUGGGAGGAAUUUGAAUCGUUGCAACAGGACAGCCGAGACACAUUCUCGCGCCUCGAGGGCUACAAGGAGGAGAACAAAUCGAAGAAUCGAUACCGCAAUAUAUUGCCAUACGAUCACACUCGGGUCAAGCUGCAGGAUGUGGAUAGGAGUACACCGGGCGCCGAGUAUAUAAAUGCCAAUUACAUUCGUUUACCCACCGAUGGCGAUCUCUACAACAUGACCAGCUCCUCGGAGAGCCUCAAUAGUGCUUCGGUGCAAUCGUGUCCGGCGUGUACCGCCGCCCAGACACAGCGCAACUGCACCAACUGUCAGCUGUUGAACAAGACGUGUGUCCAGUGUGCUGUCAAAUCGGCAACGUUGCCCACAAAUUGCGCCACCUGCAAUCGCAAAUCGGAUACGCUGGGCAAGCACAGACGCAGUGAAUCGUUGUGCACAUCGACAUCGGGUCUCAGCGGAGCGAGUACGCCAAGCAUUUCGUCAACAACGGGCUCAUCGCUCAACGGUUGUCUCGCUGUCCUGCUGAAGAAACACUGCGGCGAUGCCACAUCCUCGCCGCCUCCAUCGGCAACGCAUUCGACGGGAUCGACAUCCUUCUCGUCGUGGGGUGGACAUUCGACGGGUUCGCUGCUUAGCAGCGAGAGUGGCCUCUUCAAAACAUAUAUUGCGACGCAAGGCUGUCUGGCCAAUACGAAGAACGAUUUCUGGAACAUGAUCUGGCAGGAGAAUACACGGGUCAUUGUCAUGACCACCAAGGAGAUCGAGCGCGGCAAGUCCAAGUGCGAACGCUACUGGCCCGAUGAGGGCCAGUGCAAACAGUUUGGCUAUGCGAAGGUGCAGUGCAUCAAGGAGAACUCCACCAACGAUUAUACGUUGCGUGAGUUUUUGUUCUCGUGGCGCGAUAAGCCCGAGCGUCGCAUCUAUCACUAUCAUUUCCAAGUGUGGCCAGAUCAUGGCGUUCCCGCCGAUCCUGGCUGUGUGCUCAACUUCCUGCAGGAUGUCAACACCAAGCAGAGCAGCCUCUCCCAGGCUGGCGAGAAACCGGGUCCGAUUUGUGUGCACUGCUCGGCGGGCAUUGGACGCACGGGCACAUUUAUUGUGAUCGACAUGAUACUCGAUCAGAUAGUGCGCAAUGGUUUGGACACUGAAAUCGAUAUACAGCGAACAAUUCAGAUGGUGCGUUCACAGCGUUCGGGCAUGGUGCAGACGGAGGCGCAGUACAAGUUCGUAUAUUAUGCGGUACAGCAUUAUAUACAGACGCUGAUAGCUCGCAAGCGGGCCGAGGAGCAGAGCCUUCAAGUUGGACGCGAAUACACCAACAUCAAGUACACUGGCGAAAUCGGCAAUGAUUCACAAAGAUCUCCACUACCACCAACAAUUUCUAAUCUAAGUUUAGUAUCGAUUAAGUCAGCAGCAACAUCAUCAUCAUCAUCAGCAGCAGCAGCAGCGACAGCAACAAUAGCGGCGGAACCAUUGGCCGCAACAACAAUUGCUGGCAACAAGCAUGCCUCAAAGUUGCAGCCACCAUUGCCACCCUUGCUGGGUGCCAGCAACAAUAAUAACAGCAGCAACAACAGCAACAGUAAUAGCAAUAGCAACAAUAGCAGCAACAACGGCAGCAGCAACAGCAGCGGCAGCAGCAGCAGUAGCAACAAUCACUGCAGCAAUUCAAAUGGCAAUGGCAACAUUUUAAGCAACGGCGUCCAAAUGCGUAAAUCAAAUUUUUACAGCGAUUCGCUGGCAUCAGGGGGAGCUGGGGCAGCAACAGCAGCAGCUGUUGCAGCAGCAGCAGCAGCCAAAUACAAAAACAUUCCCAAAGACAUGAACAUGAGUCUGAGGCAGCAACAGCAACAGCAGCAACAGCAAAAGCAACAUCAGCAGCAGCCAUCGCAGCAACAUGUUGCUGCCUACGUUGUUGCUGCUGCUGCGCCUGCGCUGCCGCCGCCGCCGAUGCCACCGCGCAAAGCAUGACAAAUGAGUUUCUAAAAACACAUAUAUACACACCAACACCAACACACAUCCACAUCCACACACGCACACCCCCACACACAUACACACACUCUCCAAACUCACGCACUUUCUAACCCCUUUUUCUACGAAGCGCGCAACGAGAAUUUGUUUCAUGUUUAAUUGUUCGUCAUAAUCUAUUUAUGUUUGUUGUGUCGAAUUAAUUUUUUUUUGUGUUUUUUUUGUUUUUUUGCAACUCGCCCCCAUUUUGCCCACCCACAUCCACGCCCCCGCCCCCGCCCCCGCUCCCCGCUCCCCGCAAAAUAAAGCAACCCCCAAGCCAUGUUUGUAUGUUAGUUGUUAAGCAAGAUGAAAAACAACAAUUUGUAAUUUGUAAAUGGGCUGCAGCAGCACCAGAUUUGAAAAUGAUCUAUAAUAUAUAUUUGAUCUAUGAUCUAUAAUAUUAUACAUACACAUAUAUAUAUACAUAAUACCAGCAUAUUGUUUUAGUGUUGUAAGUGUUGAUAAACAAAAACGAAAAACAAAAAAACAAAAAACAAAAAAAAAUAAUAAGCGUUGAUUGUGAUUUAAAUAACAGCGUCAAACGGAACAGAAUGAGAAUGAGAAUGAGAACAGAAUGAGAAUAGAACAGAUCGGAGAGAACAGAAAACAGAAACAGGACAAAUAAGCAUACGACGAAACAAAACAGAAA